This is a messenger RNA of Acanthochromis polyacanthus (spiny chromis), 3090 nucleotides long. RefSeq names its product neuropeptide FF receptor 2-like. The transcript is spliced from 4 exons. Gene Ontology annotation, cellular component: membrane. Gene Ontology annotation, molecular function: peptide binding; neuropeptide receptor activity. NCBI's taxonomy places the organism in Eukaryota, Metazoa, Chordata, Actinopteri, Pomacentridae. The record is from RefSeq and is a predicted model, not a curated record. Gene Ontology annotation, biological process: G protein-coupled receptor signaling pathway. Bases 158 to 1477 code for a protein of 439 amino acids.
CAGGCGCUCUGAGUGGAUGCACAGGGUCUCACAUAGGAAUGAGAGCGUGUGUUAUUUUGUGCUAAAUAAGUGGAAUUUCUGUCAAAUGGAUAUAAACCACCUGUAAGGACUGAGGAAAGGACUGAAAGUCAAAUACGGCUUCCUUUAAGAUAGCACAAUGACCAAAAAACUCGUUCUCAACACCACCUGGGAGGGCCUGAACCCGUCCAAUUCUUCAAGAUUGCCGGAAAACCCUUUGUCGCACCAGAACAUCACCUAUGUCGAUUUCUACCUCCACAAGCCCUCUGUGGCUGCUGUGUUUACUGUCGCGUACCUGCUCAUUUUCCUGGUGUGCAUGGUGGGAAAUGGAGUGGUGUGUUUCAUCGUGCUGCGCAGCAAGAACAUGCGCACCGUCACCAACCUGUUCAUUCUCAACCUGGCCAUCAGCGACCUGCUGGUUGGCAUCUUUUGCAUGCCAACCACACUGGUGGACAACAUCAUAACAGGAUGGCCCUUUGGAAAUGUAGUAUGUAAGCUGAGUGGAAUGGUUCAAGGGAUAUCUGUGUCAGCAUCUGUGUUCACUCUAGUGGCAAUCGCUGUUGACAGGUUCCGCUGCAUUGUCUACCCUUUCAAGCAGAAGUUGACCAUCGCCACCUCAAAACUAGUCAUUGUCAUCAUCUGGGUCCUUGCCGUGUCCAUCAUGUGUCCUUCGGGGAUCAUGCUCCAGGUCACAACAGAGCAGAGGGUGCGAAUAGUUGUCGGAGGCAACAAUGACACUCGCCCAUUCUUCUGGUGCAGAGAAAAUUGGCCCAAUCAGGAGAUGCGGAAAAUCUACACCACAGUUCUCUUUGCAAACAUCUACCUGGCUCCUCUCAGCCUGAUUGUCAUCAUGUACGCCCACAUCGGCUUCACCCUCUUCAAGACCACCAUUCCCCCGCUGAGGGGAAGUGGAAUUAGCCCAGGGGAAGGCAGUGGCCGCAAGUUAAGCACGGAAAACCGGCACACGAUUUCGAGGAAGAAGAAGCGAGUGAUCAUGAUGCUCCUGGUUGUGGCUCUGCUCUUCAUCUUGUCCUGGUUGCCUCUGUGGACGCUGAUGAUGCUGAGCGACUACGCCAGCCUCACAGAGCACCAAUACCGCGUCAUUAACAUCUACGUGUAUCCGUUAGCUCACUGGCUGGCCUUCUUCAACAGCAGCGUCAACCCCAUCAUCUACGGGUUCUUCAACGAGAAUUUCCGCAGAGGCUUCCAGGCAGCUUUCAAAUUCCAGCUGUGCUCUGCCGAGAUUGCGAAAACGAGGACCCACUCCCAUCGGAUCAGAGCGAAUGCCGUGGUCCCGGUCCAGCCUGCCGCUCUCAGCAGAUCAGGCUCCGGAGGUGGAUCAGCGUUAGUGGGAAACGGGAAUUGCUCGUAUCAGGAGGGAGAGUGCUUGGCUGACAGAAAUGAUCCCAAAGAGCAGGAUCUGGUGAUGGAAGACCUGGAAAAAGUGUCCCAGAUUUAGAGAGACUGAGACAGAGCAGUGGUCUGACACUUCUGGAGAAUCAUGUGUUGCAUUCUGAGGAUGAGAAAAAAAAAGACUGAUAUGCAUGAUUGAGCUCCAUUGUUGAAAGUACUUUCAAGGUCUGGAACAUUUGUAAUCAUGAGUCAUUUCAGAUAUCCCUGUGAAUGGUUUUUUUUAUGGUGUAUAUAGCAGAUAAUGCUGUAAACGGGGAAUGCUCAAAGACCUGGAAAAUGUAGUUUAAAAUGUCAAGUUAAUGUUAAGCAACUAUCAAAGUUAACAUUUGAAAAAGAAAAUUCCUUCUAUUGUUAUUAUUGUCACAGUGGUGGAUUUGGUGAUAUGUGUAGUAACCAUGGCAACAGCACACGUCACAUCCAACCCUGCCUGAGUUUUACAGAAGUACAAAAGCAUGUGUUUACAGCAAAGUCAAUCAAGCAAUCUUGUAUUAACAAAGAAAUAACUCACUUGCGAUGGCAACCGUGAUCUGAUUUCCCACUCCAUAUCUCCACGUGACAGCAGGGGUUUUUCAAACGGCAGGUCAGAGUGAUGGUGGUUAUAUUCCCAAGAAGUCAGAGCUCACUGCUGUGACUGUUCAGUCUGGUUGUUGAACUUUCUGGCAAAAAAGCGAUAAUAUGCUGACAAAAAAAACAACAAAAACGAGUUGUUUCAUAGAUGCAUUUUUGAUAAGCGAUCGUAGUCAGGGCUUAUCGUUGUCAGUUUAGUGAUGAAUAAAUUGUAUUUCUUAUUACUGCUUCAAAUUUCCAGUUUCAAACAUUUCCGGAGAAUCCCUUGUCUGUGCUAUUUUAAUUACGUGUGGGAGCAGUGGCCUGAUACAAAGAAAGGUAAUUACAGAUUGUUGAAAUAUUCAACUAAUGGUGCGAUAAGUAUGCUGACCAUAGUUUUCUAAUUCAAAAAAAUUCUGAGGGUUGUCUUCAAGAGAUUAAUAGUCAAAACCCAGAUAAUCUGCUUCAUCACCACUGUGUGGCUGCGGUUUAUCAGAUUUAACUAAACAGCCCAGAUAAACAACACAUCAGGUUCACAUGUGGCUCACAUGUUGGUGGCUGGGACGUGUGAAAUUACCUUUUUACAACUGACUCCCAUACAUGAGCAGUCAAAAGCCAAGAAAUUGCCAGAACACCUGCAAAUAAAAAUAAAAUUGAGAAGCUUGAAUAUGGAAAAAGGAAUGUUAUGAAUGUUAUUUUUUUUAAUCAUUUAAAUAUGGUUGGAUUACAUCAGACUUUUAUGUUAAAAGCUUCAAAUGUAUUCUUGUUGUUCGUGUACUCCAAGUGUAUUAUCCAAGUGUAAUUCCUAUAAAUACCUUUCUAUAAAUACCUGUGAGAUUCGAUGAACUGCACAGUGAAGUUCACAUUUCGAUUAGGCUUUUAUUCAGAAGUGUAAUAGACAUUGCUCUCACUGCUGUAAGUUUCCCAAAGACUGAAAGCCCUGUACCUUUGUUAGCUGCAGUAAUUUAGAACAAGACAUUAGAACAGCAUGCCUUUCAAAGUUGAAGUGCAAUUCAGUGUGAUGGGAAUUGUCAGCCUCCCCCACUCAGAGUGUAUGCUCCACCGCUCAGUGGCAGUUGGCAGUGGGCUGACGGCUGUGACAUGCAGCAGCAA